This is a messenger RNA of Daucus carota subsp. sativus, 3620 nucleotides long. Its product is annotated as probable leucine-rich repeat receptor-like serine/threonine-protein kinase At3g14840. Gene Ontology annotation, molecular function: ATP binding; protein binding; protein kinase activity. Lineage: Eukaryota; Viridiplantae; Streptophyta; Magnoliopsida; Apiales; Apiaceae. The coding region runs from base 579 to 3428 and encodes 949 amino acids. The transcript has 25 exons. The record is from RefSeq and is a predicted model, not a curated record. Gene Ontology annotation, biological process: protein phosphorylation.
AAUGGGGACUCGAUAAAUGAAGGAAAUUUCCUACUAGAAUAUGAGCGCCAGACUUUUCCCCGUGCUACUAGAAUAUUUAUGGAGAAGAGUACUCAUGUUCGAGAAAAGUAUUCACCAAGUACAGUAUUCAUGUUCGAGUUGAUCAAGUCAACAACACGAGUCUCCAAAAGUCUAAAUAUUUCCAUAUGGUUUCCUACUCACCAGAAGACACAAAUUUAAAGAGAAUUGAUUCAGAAUGCGACAUAAGCUUCAUCCUGCUUUAUUAACGUUUACAAGUCGGAUAGAAUAGAGUAUGAUCCUGAUAAACUUCCUCCCAGGGGUCACUUAACUUGGUAUUAGCCUAUUAGGUAUCAGAGCUCAAGCACGAGACUCGAGUCUUGCAACCCCCAAUAUUCUCAUAUUCAGGGUUGAAAGAAGGCUUUGUUGAAGGGCAGAGUGGGCAUCUUCCACAGGAGGAAGUAAAAGCCCUACGUGAAAUAGCUAAUCAAGUGGGAAAAAAGGACUGGAAUUUCAGUGUAAAUCCUUGUGAUAAAGAUGAUCCAAACAUCUCAAAUUGGAACACUACAAAAAUAAAGGAAAUGCCACAGUAUAACAAUUCUGUACUCUGCAAUUGCUCCUAUCCUGGUGACAUAUGUCACGUUGAGAGCAUGUUCCUCAAAGGGCAGGAUCUUGAUGGUAUACCUCCACCAUCCUUAGCCAAGCUGCUUCACAUAAAACAUGUUGAUUUUACUCGCAACUACCUUCAUGGCAAUAUACCCCCUGAAUGGGCUUCGACAAAUUUGGAAUAUAUAUCAUUCACGGUGAAUCGUUUGUCAGGACCAAUUCCUGGAUACUUGGGAAAUAUUUCUACUCUCAGAUAUUUGAGCCUUGAACACAACAUGUUUAAUGGAACAGUGCCACCUGAGCUCGGGAAGCUAGCUAAUUUGAUAAACCUCACUAUUAAUGUUAACUAUCUUACCGGACAAUUGCCUAUGGAGCUUAGUAACUUAACUAACUUGGAAGAAAUGAGACUAAGUACCAACAACUUCAGCGGAAAAUUACCCGAUUUUCAGAGUUGGAAACAACUUGAUAAGUUAGAGAUUAUAGCUAGUGGUUUUGAUGGACCGAUACCUUCUAGCAUCUCCAGCCUGAGUAAUUUAACUGAGUUUACUUUUGCCUCUAUGCAGAUAUAUUACCAAUUUAAAUGGAGGGGCAUCAAAAUUUCCACAGCUAGAAAACAUGACAAAAUUGAAGACCUUUAUUCUUUGCUGUCUUACAGAAUGUUGAGGAGCUGUAAUAUAUCUGGGGAAAUACCUACAUAUCUCUCUCAAUUCUCACAGUUGCAGAAAUUAGACCUAAGCUUUAACAAUUUGGCAGGAGAGAUACACAGCGAUCUUACUGACCUAAAAUCUCUCGAGAUAUUGUAUCUCACUAACAACUCUCUUACUGGAAAUAUCCCGCAGUGGAUCAAAGACAGAAAUCCCGCAGAUAAUAUAGAUCUAUCGUACAAUAAAUUUUCUCUUGAGCCACAACCUUGCAGGGAUUCAUUAAACUUGUUCAGAAGCUAUGGGAAUAACUUGACGCAUGGCAAUUGCCUUGAUCGCCUUCCUUGUUCAGAGGAUCGGUAUUCACUGCAUAUUAAUUGUGGGGGGGAAAAAGUUACUAUUGGCAACAGAACUUAUGAAGGGGAUGAAGAUUCAGUAGGUCCAGCAAAAUAUGAUUAUGAAGAAGGAUACUGGGGAGCUAGUACUACAGGAUACUUUUUGUGGACUAAAGAAGUGUCAAAUGAUCAGUAUACAGCAAACAAUGCAUCUGUUCUUAGAAUGAAUGACUGGAAAUUGUACACAAGAGCCCGCAUGUCUCCCGUGUCAUUAACGUACUAUGGUCGCUGUUUAGCUAAUGGAAACUACACUGUGACACUACACUUCGCUGAGAUCAUAUUCAGGGAUAAUAUUUCUUAUCAGAGUCUUGGAAGACGAAUUUUUGAUGUUUAUGUCCAGGAUGAACUAAAACUAAAGGAUUAUGAUAUUGAACACGAAGCAAAAGGAGUUGACAAGGCAGUAAAACGAAAAAUUAAUGCAGUUGUAAAUGACAAAACUUUACAAAUUCGCUUUGUUUACACGGGGAAGGGCACAAACGCUGUACCUACUAGAGGAAUUUAUGGCCCUCUAAUAUCAGCCAUUUCUAUAGAAUCUGAUAAUCCUCCUAAACUUUCAAAUUCUGAUCAGAAACGAAAGAUUAUCAUUGCAGUCGUGGUUGUUGCUUUAGGAUUAUUGCUUCUUACUUUUUCUGGUAUUUCUUGGUGGAAGGGUUAUCUGGGAAGUCGACUAUCAAGGGAAGAAGCACUGAAAGGAUUGGAUUUACAGACUGGAGUAUUUACCUUUCAACAAAUAAAAGCUGCUACAGAUAACUUUGCUGCAGCUAACAAGAUUGGAGAGGGUGGUUUUGGACCUGUAUUCAAAGGUGUAUUGUUGGAUGGUACUAUAAUUGCUGUUAAGCAGCUUUCAUCAAAAUCAAAUCAAGGGUCUCGUGAAUUUGUGAAUGAGAUAGGCAUGAUUUCUGGUUUAAGGCACCCAAAUCUAGUAAAAUUGCAUGGAUGCUGUACUGAGCGUAAACAAUUAUUGCUAGUGUACGAGUUCAUGGAAAAUAACAGUCUUGCUCGGGCUCUGUUUGGUCCAGAAACAUCACGGUUGGAUCUGGACUGGGCUACUAGACAAAAUAUCUGCAUUGGUAUAGCUAGAGGGCUGGUUUAUCUGCAUGAGGAAUCAAUUCUUAAAAUUGUCCAUAGAGACAUCAAAGCAAACAACAUUCUUCUAGACAAGGAUCUCAAUCCAAAAAUCUCGGAUUUUGGUUUAGCCAAGCUCGAUGAAGAGGAAAACACUCAUAUUUCAACUAGAGUUGCUGGAACUAUUGGAUAUAUGGCACCAGAAUAUGCACUAUGGGGUUAUUUGACAGAUAAAGCAGACGUGUACAGUUUUGGAGUUGUUGCACUUGAAAUUGUUGCUGGCAAGAACAACAUGAAAUAUCGUCCAAAUGAAAAUUUUGUCUGUCUUCUUGACUGGGCUCUUAAUGUACAAGAAAAUGGGAACUUGCUGGAUCUAGUUGAUCAGAGAUUGGGUUCGAAUUACAACAAGGAAGAGGCGGUGAGAAUGAUCAAAGUAGCUCUACUAUGUACUAAUUCAUCUCCAGCACUUAGGCCAACUAUGUCUUGUGUAUUGAGUAUGCUUAAAGGUGAUAUGCGCAUUCAGAAGCUAAAACUUAAUCAUACAGAAAUGCAUGGGGAAGAUUAUUUAAAGUUUCAAGGGCUCAGAGAUAAGUAUGGUCAGGGCAUAUACGGAAGCUCAAGUGCUCACUCACAAACCUUUGGUGAUACAUCUGAUGAUAUAAAGUAUGGCUCUUCAUCUACAUCUGGUCAUGAUCUUUAUACAGUUAAUCUUCAAUCUCAGUAGAUAGAAUAUGCCCUAAACUGACCCAAGUUCUUAGAACUUGGUCAAUCUUUAACGAAGCUAGUGUAAUAGGCUUAUUAUAUCAAUAAUUUUGCUCUGUUACCCCCAUAUAGAUUAUGAAUUUGAACUCCAUGAACUUGUUUUUUCCUGGAAUGUAAUAUCUUCCUUAAAGUUGAACUCUUUUUACGUUUUGCA